Molecule: messenger RNA, 2543 nt
Organism: Phycodurus eques (leafy seadragon)
Lineage: Eukaryota; Metazoa; Chordata; Actinopteri; Syngnathiformes; Syngnathidae
Gene: gpr143
Product: G protein-coupled receptor 143
Exons: 9
Coding region: 68-1246 (392 amino acids)
Biological process (GO): melanosome organization; regulation of calcium-mediated signaling; G protein-coupled receptor signaling pathway
Cellular component (GO): melanosome membrane; plasma membrane
Molecular function (GO): L-DOPA receptor activity; L-tyrosine binding; L-DOPA binding
Source: RefSeq, a predicted model, not a curated record
CGUCAGAGAAUUGAGCUCAGCGGACUCCCUUUCUUUUCCUCCCCCUCGUUUCGCCGCGCACUCCGACAUGGCGUCGCCGCGGCUGGAGACGUUCUGCUGCUCCAACCGGGACGCGGCCACCGAGCUGGUGGUCGCCUUCCAGCCGCUCCCGUUCGGAGUCGUGACGGCGGCCAGCGCGGCCGUGAGCGUGCUGCUCACGGUGCUGCAGAUCCUGCCCAAGAGGAAAGGCUACCGGAGGCUGGGCCAGUACCCGCUGCCCAGACCGGUGUCCUCGGCGCGGAUCCUCUUCAUCAUCAGCGUCUGCGACAUUUUGGGAUGUGCAGGCAUCAUUUUGAGGUCGUCUUUGUGGGUGGGCCUCCCAAACACGGUGGAACAGAUCUCCGAGGCCAACAGCACCGACACUUGGCCGGACGUCUUCUGCCUCGGCAGCGCAAUGUGGAUCCAGUUGUUCUACAGCGCUUCGUUCUGGUGGACCUUUUGUUACGCCGUGGAUGUCUUCCUGGUGGUCAAGACGUCUGCGGGAAUCAGCACCAUUAUCCUCUACCACAUGAUCACAUGGGGUCUGGCUUUGCUGCUGUGUAUCGAAGGCGUGGCCAUGCUCUACUACCCCUCCAUCUCCAACUGUGAGCAAGGCUUCCAGCACGCCAUCCCUCACUACGUCACCACGUACGCGCCCAUGCUGCUGGUCCUCGUGGCCAACCCCAUCUUCUUCAAUUGGACCACUUCCGCAGUGACAUCGUUGCUAAAAGGGCGUCAAGGGAUCUACACAGAAAACGAGCGUCGGCUGGCCAGCGCCAUAAAAAUACGCUUCUUUAAAAUUAUGCUGGUGUUCUUUAUUUGCUGGAUCCCCAACAUCAUCAACGAGGGCCUCCUCUUCUACCUGGAGACGCAGGGCAACAUCGACGACAGCAGCCUCAGGAAUUUCAAAAACGCUGCCCUCAUCACAUGGUUCAUCAUGGGGAUCUUGAACCCCAUGCAGGCCUUCCUCAACACGCUGGCCUUCCACGGCUGGACGGGCUUCGACUUGGACCUGAGCCCGAGGGGGGGGGGCGAGCCGGCCUGGGAGUCGGCCUCCACGUCGGUGGCCGACGCGGGGGGGCACGACUCCAUGGUGGGCACGGCCCUGCUCUACCAGAGUCACGUGCAGGAGGCCAAGAAAAACCUGAACGGCCACGGGCAGCCGCAGUCCGACGCCAUCAGCGUCCUCUCAGAAGCGAAAGCAUCCAAGAAUGUCACAAGCCUGUGAACCGCAUGCAAAGUGGAUGUUAAGUCUGACACUGUGGAAUCUUCUCCAGAUCACCCCCCAUUCAUCUUGAGGUCACUUGUUUGCCUUGUUGUUAAAGUCGUCACUAGGACCGCCAACGUGAUGUCCUUUUGUUCCGGAGGAAAACAUGUUGAAGCAAUUAAACAGGCCUAACUUCAUCACACCACCGAUAACACUGGCACGUGUUCAAUUCAUACAUUUGAUUGAUUUGUUUCUAUUUCCAAGCAAUUUUUUUUUCCCCCCAUGAGAAAUGAUGGAAGGCAGCUUCUCGGAGCAGCGCUUCGCACAUCAGCCUCACAGUCGAAACGUUCGCGAUUCGAAUCGCAGCUGCGGCCAUCUUGUGUGGAGUUUAUAUGCUCUCCCUGUGUUUGCGGGAGUUUGCGCCGGCUCCCUCCCACAUUUCAAAAACAUGCCUGUUAGGCUCAUUGAAGACUCUAAAUUGUCCGUAGGAGUGAAUGCAAGUGUGAAUGACUGUUGGUCUAUUUGUGCCCUAGCCGCUUUAGAAAAAUGUCAAUUGUGCAACCGCAUUGGGUCAGUUAAAUAAGACGAUGCCCUGACAUUGCCAAAAACUGACUGCUGUAAUUUCACCCCCGUGCAGCCACUAGUGGACGCAUUUCAACAGUAUUUGGGGAUUUCUGCGCUAAGUUAUGCCGUAUUAAACAUUAUUAUGGUCUUGAUUCCCUUUCUUUAUUUGUUCCGUUGAGAGCAUCUCAAUGCAUUCAUAUGCAAUUUCUAACGGAAUUGUUAUUGGACUUGAAUGCUGUACUUUGCAUUGCUUACUGUUGUUUCUUAACGUGUUUAUACAGUAUGUAACUGUAGUGUAGUCAACUCACCACUGGCAAAGCUUUCCCUCGUACUUCUUUUACUGACAUGUUCCACUGUCUUCUUCACUAAUGUCUGUCAUUUCCAAUUGCCCGCACUUUUUGAUGUUUUCAUUUCUAAUUCUUCUGUAUGACGUGCCAGAAAUAAAGGCUUAUCAUACACAUUUUAAAACGCUUGUUGACACUUCAUUAUGACGAAUGUCUCACGUUGUCUGUUUUAUUGUCAUGACUUCACGAGUGGGAUGAGUUUGACCAUUUUCACUAUUUUAUAUAACAUUUGUGUGCAUUUCAGUUUCUACUUCAGUUUUUCUUCAAUAUUCUUAGCACAGAUGGGAAAUAUUUUGACAUUUUUGGAGCCAGAUGCAUUUAUGAUGCAUUCAAAGAAAAUGUCUUGACCUCACCCUAUUUCCCGCCCCAGUAUUUUUCUUUUACUCAAGGCAUUUCCCAGGAUGCAUUUA